Molecule: messenger RNA, 2310 nt
Organism: Lasiosphaeria miniovina
Lineage: Eukaryota; Fungi; Ascomycota; Sordariomycetes; Sordariales; Lasiosphaeriaceae
Product: Endonuclease/exonuclease/phosphatase
Exons: 2
Coding region: 1-2310 (769 amino acids)
Biological process (GO): nuclear-transcribed mRNA poly(A) tail shortening
Cellular component (GO): nucleus; cytoplasm; CCR4-NOT complex
Molecular function (GO): protein binding; poly(A)-specific ribonuclease activity
Source: RefSeq, a predicted model, not a curated record
AUGGCAGAUGGUCACCGACAUCUGCUGCAGCCGUUCUCGAUCCCGAACCCGCUCUCAGUGCAGUACGGCGGCUCGAACAACCCCGUUGCUAACGGCUUCUUUCUGAACUCCCUCCUGAGCCAUUUUGCUGCCGACCCCACCACUGCCUCCAAACCGGACGCCCAAGGCCAAAACACUCGAGGCAUGUACGGUCAGAACCACCAGCAGGGCCACAACUCCAGGCUCAAUGGGGCUCCGGGGCGGCAGGCCAUGCCCAUGCUCUAUAGCUUCCAGCAGCAGCAGCCAGGCCACCCCCACCAGCCCCAUGGACAGCACCACCAGGUCAUCCAGCAGGACCACCCGGGUCAUGGCGGCGGCAGCAGCAUGAUCGGUCAUUCUGUAUUCUCGAGCGGCGUCCUUUCCAACACUAGCCCAUUCUCUGGAGGCAACAUGCAGAAUGGCCAUUCGUCAACAACGAGGGGCGGCCAAGCUCAGCAGAUCAACGAGCACUGGGCAGAGCAGCUACGGCUACACAAGGAGGCGGAGCGGGCAAAUACUACAAUGAUGGAGCAGCAUCAACCUAACUACUUUGCGCGGCUGAAGGCGUCUGAAAAUAGGGGGAUUGGCGGCGCGCCUCUCCCCGCCGGGAACUCGACGCUUACUGCGGACGGCGAGGACGAUAGGAGGAGACCUUGGAGCGUGGAAAAGUCCAAUGUUAGGCAAGAGUGGCAUCAGAUGGACCUGAGCGGCCAGGGCUUGCGCAUUCUCUCUCCCCCGCUCUUCAGCUACACCUUCCUCAAGGAGCUCUACAUCGCUUCAAACAGAUUGACAUAUCUGCCCGCCGAAAUUGGAAAGCUCCGCAACCUGCAGCAUCUAGAGGCGUCGAACAACCUGCUCUCCGAGCUCCCUCCAGAGAUUGGCAUGUGCACUAAUCUGAAGACGCUGCUACUCUUUGAAAACCAAAUCCACGAGCUCCCUUUCGAACUAGGAUCUCUGUACCGUCUAGAAACGCUUGGCAUCAAUGGCAACCCUCUAAAUCCGGCUCUGAAGGAGGAAAUAGUGGAACGCGGUACCAAGAGCUUGAUCAACACACUUCUUGAACAAGCGCCAGUACCGCUCCCUCCUGCUCCCCGGAAGCCGAUCGUUGUACAAGAGGACGUGUCGCAAAACUUGGAACGCGUCAAGUUGUUGACGUGGAAUAUUUUGUGCGACAAAUACGCGACGACGACGCUGUAUGGCUACACUCCGACGGGUGCUCUAUCGUGGGAAUACCGAAAGGAUCGGAUCAUCCAGGAAAUACGUGAGAGAGAUGCCGACAUCUUGUGUCUCCAGGAAAUUGCGACAGACGUCUUCCGCGACUUUUUCAGCCCCGAGCUCGCGCAGGAUGACUACAAGGGCAUCCAGUGGCCGAGACCUAAAGCGAAGACGAUGUCGGAGAAGGAUGCGCAGGCUGUUGAUGGAUGCGCCGUCUUUUACAAGGCCUCCAAGUGGAUACUGCUUGACAAGCAGCUCUUGGACUACGCAAAUAUUGCCAUCAAUCGUCCGGACAUGAAGAACCAGCAUGAUAUUUUCAACCGGGUCAUGCCCAAGGACAACAUUGGUGUCAUUUGCUUUUUUGAGAGCAGGCAAACCGGAGCGCGCAUCAUUGUGGCAAACACGCAUCUGGCAUGGGAGCCAACACUGGCCGAUGUCAAGCUAGUCCAGACGGCAAUCCUCAUGGAACACCUGACAAAGUUGGCAGAGAAAUAUGCCCGGUGGCAACCCCUCAAGGACAAAAGGAUGAUUCAGGUACCAUCCUCUAUGACCGAGGACGGGGUCGAACCGAGGCCCGACUUGCCGGAUCCGGCACCGUCACAAGAAUACCGGAACAACACCGAUAUCCCCCUUCUUGUGUGUGGCGACUACAAUUCCACGUACGACAGCAGCGUUUACGAGCUCUUGUCCAUGGGACGCGUUUCGCCCAACCAUAGCGACUUCAACAAGUACCAGUACGGGAACUUCACGCGUGACGGGAUAGAGCACCCCUUCAGCAUGCGGUCUGCCUACGUCCACCUGAACGGCACGCCGGACGAGUUGCCCUUUACCAACUACGUGCCGGGCUUUGCCGAGGUGAUUGAUUACAUUUGGUACUCGACAAACACGAUGGAGGUGGUGGAGCUCCUUGGGCCCCCGGACCAGCAGCAUCUCAAGCGCGUGCCCGGCUUCCCAAAUUACCACUUCCCUGCCGACCACAUCCAAAUUAGCGCCGAGUUUGUGAUCAAGGCAAGGAAAGACAAAAAGAUGCUGACGGAGCCCGAUUUUGGAUCAGGUAGCAAUGACCGAAGAAACUAA